Molecule: messenger RNA, 4329 nt
Organism: Peromyscus californicus insignis
Lineage: Eukaryota; Metazoa; Chordata; Mammalia; Rodentia; Cricetidae
Gene: Esrrb
Product: estrogen related receptor beta
Exons: 7
Coding region: 79-1632 (517 amino acids)
Biological process (GO): regulation of DNA-templated transcription
Cellular component (GO): nucleus
Molecular function (GO): DNA-binding transcription factor activity; sequence-specific DNA binding; nuclear steroid receptor activity
Source: RefSeq, a predicted model, not a curated record
GUGGGCUCCAAGUGUCGGGCGCCCCAGCCUCCUCCUCCACGGCUUCGCGUCCCCUCUGUCCGUUCGCUGAGCGCGCGGAUGAGUGGGAGCGCGGGGGCUGCGCGCGGCUCUCUGCCUCGGGCUCCCCCGCCGCGGCCGCGUCCCCCCCACUCCUCCUUCUCGCGCUCACCGUGCCCUGCCGGGACUCGCACCUCGCCGGUGCCCUUCACUCGUCUUCCUCGUGAUUUCCCCCGCUGCCGGUCUCUUCCAACUGGGAAUGCUAAAACGGGACUGAUGGACGUGUCCGAACUCUGCAUCCCGGACCCCCUCGGCUACCACAACCAGCUGCUGAACCGAAUGUCCUCCGAAGAUCGGCACCUGGGCUCCAGCUGCGGCUCCUUCAUUAAGACGGAGCCAUCCAGCCCAUCCUCGGGCAUUGAUGCCCUCAGCCACCACAGCCCCAGCGGCUCCUCGGACGCCAGCGGUGGCUUUGGCAUGGCCCUGGGCACCCACGCCAACGGUCUGGACUCGCCGCCUAUGUUCGCAGGUGCGGGGCUGGGAGGCACCCCGUGCCGCAAGAGCUACGAGGACUGUGCUAGUGGUAUCGUGGACGACAUCAAGUGCGAGUACGUGCUCAACGCCAUCCCCAAGCGUCUGUGCCUCGUGUGCGGGGACAUUGCCUCUGGCUACCACUAUGGCGUGGCCUCCUGCGAGGCCUGCAAGGCAUUCUUCAAGAGAACCAUCCAAGGCAACAUCGAGUACAGCUGUCCAGCCACCAACGAGUGUGAGAUCACCAAACGGAGACGGAAGUCCUGUCAGGCCUGCCGCUUCAUGAAAUGCCUCAAAGUGGGGAUGCUGAAGGAAGGUGUGCGUCUUGACCGAGUGCGUGGAGGGCGCCAGAAGUACAAGCGACGGCUGGACUCGGAGAACGGACCCUACCUGAGCUUACAGAUUUCCCCACCUGCUAAAAAGCCAAUGACUAAGAUCGUCUCAUAUCUACUGGUGGCUGAACCGGACAAGCUGUACGCUAUGCCUCCCCCUGGCAUGCCUGAGGGAGAUAUCAAGGCCCUGACCACUCUCUGUGACUUGGCAGACCGGGAGCUUGUAGUCAUCAUCGGCUGGGCCAAACACAUCCCGGGCUUCUCGAAUCUGUCACUCGGGGACCAGAUGAGCCUGCUGCAGAGUGCCUGGAUGGAGAUCCUCAUCCUGGGCAUCGUGUACCGCUCGCUGCCCUAUGAUGAUAAGCUGGUGUACGCGGAGGACUAUAUCAUGGACGAGGAGCACUCUCGACUGGCGGGGCUGCUGGAGCUUUACCGAGCCAUCCUGCAGCUGGUACGCAGGUACAAGAAGCUCAAGGUCGAGAAGGAGGAGUUUGUGACGCUCAAGGCCCUGGCUCUAGCCAACUCAGAUUCCAUGUACAUUGAGGACCUAGAGGCUGUGCAGAAGCUGCAGGACCUGCUGCAUGAGGCGCUGCAGGACUACGAGCUGAGCCAGCGCCAUGAGGAGCCCCGGAGGACGGGCAAGCUGCUGCUGACGCUGCCCCUGCUGCGGCAGACGGCGGCCAAAGCCGUGCAGCACUUCUACAGCGUGAAACUGCAGGGCAAGGUGCCCAUGCACAAACUCUUCCUGGAGAUGCUGGAGGCCAAGGUGUGAUGGCCCACCAGCACACGGAUGGAUGGAUGGAUGGACACGAUCCAUGGUGGAGACCUCCACAGCCACCAGCCUCGACUUUCCACACCUGCAUCGGGGGCUCUGAGCUGUCCCAGAGGAAGAGGUUUCCUGCUUCCUGGCCAUGUGCAGACUCCUGGGGGACAGCAGAUGGGGAGACGGGGAUGGGAGGGCGGGGGCGGGGGGCUCAUCUGUCACCCGCAUUUUCUUUGGUAUUUUUUCCUUCUCCAUGGGCAGUGCUAAGGCUUGGGCCAGGGCUGACUCCCCUUAGGGCUGGAGACCACCAGAGGAAGCACCCUUCCCCACAACCCAAGAGGCAGCGCAUCCAUUUCCAGACCCCUCCCCAUUCAGGACCUGGAUGUAACCUGGAUGAGCAGAGCUUAGUGUCCAGGACCCAAAAGACUUCGAGUGGGUUCUUCUGGAGGUGUUGGUGUCAGAGAGGGCAAGUCCCUUGGGGCAGGAGUGUCUCCAAAGGCCCUGCUUCUGUAGAGGUCUGUGGCUGCUCCUAAGGCUCUGUACCCCCUCGAUCCAGCUGGCUCCCUCCCCUUCCACCUUUCCCCUUGUCCUGCUACACCUAGGGUCCAGUUGGUGCUCCUGCCAGCCCCGAGUGGCUACAUCCCACCUGCCCCCCCCCAGAAGCCCCUCCCCUGCUUCCUGCCCCUACCUCAGCCAGCCUAGGUAACUCCAGGACAUGUACCCGGGAACUCACUGGCUCAGUAAAGAGCUGGGUCCUGUACCCACUGCUCCUGUUGCCUCUUCCUCCUCCUCCUCCUCCUCUCCUCCUCCUCCUCCUCCUCCUCCUCCUCCUCCUCCUCCUCCUCUUCCUCGGCAUGGCCAGUCUAGAGACCUGUGGAAAGUUCAGAACCUGGCCCCAUCAGAGGGCACUCGGGGGCCCUCACUCAAGGUUAGCAUCCUUGGUUGGGGUGUAGGAUAGAGAGGCCCAUCAGUAGAGGGAAGAAGAUGGAAUGACAUCUUGGAAAGGAAAGAGCUCUAAAGGCCCCCCUCCCGACUCCUCCCUUACCUCAGAAAGGCAAGGCUUUGUGCCACAGGAGGGUAGUCUGUUGACAUUUACACCUGGGGUUGUUGGGUGUAGCCCUCCUGGGUCAAUGCCUGGCAAGACCUGGUGGUCUGUUGUUGUGUAAGGUGGUCCACCAACCCAUCCCACUCUUCCUGAGAGGCUCUGUCUUAAUAAAUCCCUUAGUCCUGGGCACAUAGACCAAGUUUUCCUCUGAUUCACCCACUCAAGGGGCAGUCCUGAGCUCUCACUGGUGUUUAGGGGUUGGCAGAGCUGAAGGCGUUCAUUCUGGGGAAUGCCCCAGGCCACACUUAUUCUGACCCCUUCCUGCAAUGCAUUAGUCCCCUUUUUCAGGCUUUCUGUCACCUCCGACUGCUACCAGCUCUGCGUCCCUGGUGACAUCUCUAGGAGCUGCAGGGACUCCAGAUUAGAGGCUGGCCACUUCCCAGAGUUAAUGCUAAACUUUUUUAGGACAGCCUCCCUCUCCCUGUCCCUCUGCCUACAAGGAAGUGCAUCUCACAGCCACUGGAUGAGUGGAUGUCCAGGCAUCCCUGCCUCCGCCUGAGCUCUCCUAGUCCCUGAUCCAAGGUAGAUAACACUUUUGUACUGAACUGGAUUAACCCUUAGGAGCUGGGCUUGGAGAUCCUAGCCUCUCCCAGCCACUCCCAGCCACACUGCUGUGUCCCAGAGUUGUGCAAAGAGGGUGUUACCCCAAAAGUGAUCCCACCUAGUCCUCAGCACUUCAGCUGGGCCUCCUUCCCAUACCAGCAAGGUAGGACAAAUGCCUGCAGCUGGCUGAGUGGACACUGCUUGGGAGCAGUUAAGUGGGCAGCUUUGUGUCCAUGGUCUACUAAUGCAACUGCCCCCUAAACGGAACCCUUCUCACCCGAGGGGGCUGCUGACCCUCUGCCCCGAGAUAGAAGCUGUAUUUACAAGCAAAGAGAAUAUACUAGUGACAGUGGAGUGCCCUGUGGGAAAGCAGGGUCACCUGGGAACCUGAGUCAGAAGGGAGAGCCAACUCGUUCAAAGAUUAGCCAGAUGGGUGACAUCUGUUUGGCCAGGGUGCUCAGGACAGGGAAAAGUGAGAGACGUCUCUCCAUCGCCCAACUCCCUUAUUCAGAGCAAAACCACAGGCUACCAUUCCUGGAAUGCUUAGAGAGAUCACCGUUCACAGCCGUAUCCUCAGAUACAGGUUACUUCAAACCAAGAAAUCAAACCAAUCUUGGAGGAGGUACUGGCUGGGAUCGAUUUCAUUCCUUUGUCCCCCCCUACCCUUUCUGAAGGUUCUGGAUGGUUUUGUCAUGCCUCCCGGUUUUUUUCAUACACUGAUGACUCCAGGGCCAUAACUAAGGAUUAAGAGGUUCUUGUUUGGGGGUCAGCAGGGUCAGAGCCUAUGCUAUCUGCCUGGUCCUUCCUCCAGACUCCAUUACCCAUGGGAGCCAGAUGGCCGGCGAGGAUGACAGACUUGUGAUGAGGAGACCGGAGGGCCCAGAGUCCAAGCCCGUGGAACAGCACCAAAGAGAAGCACUAUGUGGAGAGAUUGCUUUAUUUUCUGAUAAUGAUAGCGUGGCUGGAAUGGCUUAAGAUGUAUAUAUUUUUUAACCGGCAGUCCUUCCUGCCGCCUUACCUUCCUGUAUGUAAUUCUUGUAUGUGUUCCCCCACAGCCC